AUGGCGGCAGCACCACCUAGACCGGCACCUAAGCCUGGACGAGUGAGGGUCUAUAGAGCUCUUUACAGUUAUGAAGCGAAAACGGAUCAAGAGAUGUCAUUCGCAGAGGGCGAUAUACUUUAUGUGAGUGAUCGUGGACCUAACGAUGAUUGGUUGCCGGCAACAUGCGGCGGCAAGAAAGGACUAGUGCCAACGAACUACGUUGUAAGUGAGAAUGUGGUGGAGCUGUCGAAUCCACUACAUGAAGCAGCACGACGAGGGAAUUUGUUAUUUCUCAUAGAAUGCAUUAAUAACCAGGUUUCGGUGAAUACUCUAGACAAAUCUGGCUCAACAGCUUUAUAUUGGGCAUGUCAUGGUGGCCAUGCCAAUGUAGUGAAGUAUCUUCUCGAACUUCCAGGAAUCACCACCUCGUCACAGAAUAAGCUGGGUGACACGCCCCUACAUGCGGCGUCAUGGCGAGGACAUAAGGAUUGCGUGCAGUUGUUGAUCGACAGCGGAGUAAACUGCUGGGUUCGAAACCGGGAUCAGAAGCUGCCAAUUGAUAUCGCUAAGGACGCUGAAAUAGCAGGAAUACUCGAUAAAUCAAUGAAACGUGACACUAGGAACGAGGAGUGUGAAAACGAAUACGAAUCUGGAUCUGAUCAAGACCAAUAG
This is a messenger RNA of Angiostrongylus costaricensis, 654 nucleotides long. The record is from the annotation of a GenBank genome assembly. Lineage: Eukaryota; Metazoa; Nematoda; Chromadorea; Rhabditida; Metastrongylidae.